AUGGAGAACACAACGAUGAAUCCUUUUUUCGAUGAAGAUAAAGAUAAAGCGCUGCUACAAAAGAUUCAGCAAUUGGAAUUAGCUUAUGCUCACUUGAAGCAAGAAAUUUCUAACCUCAUUGCCCGAAAAAACAUCGCUUCAAAUUCUUCGACGAAGCAGACAAGUCGCCGUAGUUCACCUGAGCUUUCGGACAAUCAGUGUUAUAACAUAUUGCAGUCGAUGGGGCAGGCGGUGCACGUGAUUGAUCGAAACCUCAUCAUAAUUUAUUGGGGUUGCGCCGCGGAAAAUCUUUACGGGUAUUUAGCUUCGGAGGCGCUUGGAUGUAAUGUAGUUGAGCUGCUCACAGAUUCCCAGCACUAUUCCUCUGCAAAAAACAUCUUGCGCCGUGUCGAGACCGGAGAAAAUUGGACGGGAGUGUUCCCGGCGACGCAUAAGCGAGGGGAAUCGUUGUCGAUUGUUGUAACCGAGACCCCUUUAUAUGACGAUACCGGCGCUUUAAUUGGCGUCGUAUGUGUGUCGAGCGAUUUGAACGCAUUAAAUGAAGAAAAGUGUGGUCUGUCGAGUUUUUACAUCCAUCAAAGCGAUGCUGCGACAGAAGUUGAGUGUAAUGAUUAUCUUCGUCUUUGUCAGCUGCCUCUGCAGAGGUUAGUAGCCUCCAUAGUAUCGAAAUUGGUUUCCGUUUUUAGUAAUGAUCGCGACAGGAUAGAGGAAAGAUCGAAGUUUGAACAUCAUGGUACUAAAGCCGCGGGUAGUAAUGACAACGCAUUGGGAUCUUGUUUCUCAUCGCUCGUCGACACAACGAGUAGUUAUGGUAGUUGCGGAAGUGCUGGCAGCGGCGCUGUUAAAAAUAUCGACAGCAAUGGCGAGUUCUUGGAUUACGAAAUCUUGUGGGAGGACUUGACUAUAGGCGAACAAAUCGCGCGAGGUUCUUGCGAAAUCGUGCAUCGCGCGCUUUGGCACGGGACAGAUGUGGCUGUCAAGAUGUUCUCCGACGCCGAGUCUUCAGACAAUGCUGUCCUUUCCUUUUGUCGCGAGUUGUCGCUAACGGGGAGGCUUCGCCAUCCGAAUAUUCUGCUGUUCAUGGGCGCUGUCGUUUCUCCGGAACAUCUCUGCAUCGUUACAGAGUAUCUUCCACGGGGAAGUCUGUUCCGGUUAUUACAAAGGACAUCGUCGAAACUCGACAAGAGACAGCGAGUCCACAUGGCUUUGGACAUCGCUCGAGGCAUGACCUAUCUUCAUAAUUUGAGUCCACCGAUCAUUCACAGCAAUCUGAAGUCUUCGAAUCUUCUCGUCGACAAGAACUGGACUGUCAAGGUUGGCAACUUUGGACGCUCCUGUCUUAAAAACGACUCUUAUUCGACAACAAAGAAAGGAACGCCUCAGUGGAUGGCUCCUGAAGUUCUUCGCAACGAACCUUCGGAUGAGAAGGCUGAUGUGUAUAGCUUCGGAGUGAUACUAUGGGAGCUCGUCACCCAUCGAAUUCCAUGGGAUCACCUCAACUCGAUGCAGGUGAUUGGAGUCGUCGGGUUCAUGAACCAGCACUUACAGAUACCCAAAGAUGUCGAGCCUCAAUGGCGUCACAUAAUCGAGAGCUGCUGGCAUAGUGACCCGAAAUGGCGGCCUUCGUUCCAAGAAUUAGUCGAGAAGCUGAAUGCGAUGCACCAAGAAUGUGCUACGAUUCAAGCCCAUGCCGGGUGCGCCGUCGAUGGGAAUACCAAUGGCUAGAAAUAUAUGAUCUUGCUUGCGUUAGAGAGUUUUUUAAUGGUAUCUAUAGGCGUGUUUCGGUAGAUACGCACA
Molecule: messenger RNA, 1797 nt
Organism: Andrographis paniculata
Lineage: Eukaryota; Viridiplantae; Streptophyta; Magnoliopsida; Lamiales; Acanthaceae
Product: serine/threonine-protein kinase EDR1-like
Exons: 12
Coding region: 1-1725 (574 amino acids)
Biological process (GO): protein phosphorylation; regulation of DNA-templated transcription
Molecular function (GO): protein kinase activity; ATP binding
Source: RefSeq, a predicted model, not a curated record